Messenger RNA from Euleptes europaea (tarantolino), 444 nucleotides. RefSeq names its product contactin-associated protein-like 2. The transcript has 4 exons. The record is from RefSeq and is a predicted model, not a curated record. Lineage: Eukaryota; Metazoa; Chordata; Lepidosauria; Squamata; Sphaerodactylidae. Bases 1 to 444 code for a protein of 147 amino acids.
AUGGUGGUGGUGCUCCGCGCCGGCUGCAGGGCGGCUCUCUUCCUGUGGAUUUUCAGCAACAUCAGCUGCAGAGCCCGGACGGCGCUCCCCGCCUCCCAAAAAUGCGAUGAAGCAUUAGUCUCCAGCCUCGCCCACUCCUCCUUCAGCAGUUCAUCCUCUCUGUCAAACAGCUACGCCCCGGGGUAUGCAAAGCUAAACAAAAGAGGAGGGGCUGGAGGCUGGUGUCCAUCGGAUAGCGACCAUUACCAGUGGCUGCAAGUGGACUUUGGCAAUAGGAAACAGAUCAGCUCUAUUACAACUCAAGGCCGAUACAGCAGUUCAGAUUGGGUCACUCAGUACCGAAUGCUUUACAGUGAUACAGGAAGAAACUGGAAGCCAUAUCACCAAGAUGGGAACGUUUGGUUAGUAGGUUACCUGUUUUCCACCUUUUUGCAGAUUCAUUAG